Salmo salar (Atlantic salmon) is the source of this 5658-nucleotide messenger RNA. Its product is annotated as E3 ubiquitin-protein ligase RNF43. The record is from RefSeq and is a predicted model, not a curated record. Lineage: Eukaryota; Metazoa; Chordata; Actinopteri; Salmoniformes; Salmonidae.
CAGCAGGUAGACGGUCAAUGAAAGCCCAGGGGAGGGAGACUACGAGAGGCAGGCUUCGGGACUUCGCUUAAUGUACAGUGUCUUUUUCCAACUUUUCAAUGUUUUUUUAUGAAGACCAAUAACAGUGUUUUAAUGACUUGCGUUCCUUCGAUUCUACAUUUGUUCUACAUUUUCAGUAACUUCAGUAAAUUACUGGAGUUUAGCGUAUAUAUAUUUUUUCGGCAACCGCGGGAAGUUUCGUUUCAGAAUUGUUAUAAAUGUCAGACGUGGUACUCGGGAAAAGAUACAACUUUUUUGGAAGAUGGCAGGAAGAAAACUGGUUUUAGAUGCGUAACAACUUAAGCAGGCGAUAGACGUGAAUGCGUCGGCUGCAGAAAUGACACGUGAUUUCUACUGCUAAUUAAUUAACUAGUUAUAACAUGCUAUGUAAAUAAUGUCAACGGUUCCAUUGGAUUAGCUAGUUAAACAUGUCAAAAGUCCGGAAUGCUCCGUUGUCAACUUUAUGGUGGCAUUUUUGUCGAGAUUUAGUCGCUACAGAGCUUAUGAAAGUUGCUAUAGCAUUUCCGUCGUUGUUUACUGUAUGGUCGACUGUCAUCUUGGAAUCAGUCUUAUCAACAUCAAUUUGACUUUGUUCAUCUCGGUUUCUGAAGUUCAACAAACCUUGCCAUUCGUUUGAAACCUAUAGGGAUACAGUGCGUUGGGGAUAGCCUACAUUCACACAUCUAGCGUAAAGAAUAGUAGGGGGAAUUGCUUUUGAGGUACUUGUUGCAUCUGGAGUCCGUCAGCGAGAUUUUACCAAUUUUUUCCUUGCUCUGGAAAUGUGACAUGGAAUACCGGUAAAUUGGAUACACUUUUUAAACCAGACGUAACUGUAGCAUGUUUAUAGUGGGUUGGUCACAUAAUUAAUUAUCAACAUUGUUGCAAAAGAUUUUUGAAAUAUUGCCAGUGGUUGAAGAUUACAAGAGCCGGUGUUUUGGAAGUGUCCGGACUGAACCGACUGACAACUUCAACCUGCACAUUGAAAAUGAGGACUGGGCUACUGUUUAUCUCGUGUAAGGACUGGAGCUCGUGUUGUAUGUGAAGAGUGAAAUCAUUAACUUGUUUAAACUGGAACAAACUUUUAAAGCGGGGUAAGAAUUAAUCAGAAAUCCACAAGACAUGCAUCCACAAAGACAACAUGGCAGUCAGUGAGCCUUAAAACGUUGGAUUUAACCCUGUUUAUCGAAUAGUUUUCACGGGUUUUUACAUUUUAGAACCCACAAAGAGGAGGACCGUUGCUGGGCCAUAUAUUUCCUAAAUCAACUCCGGUUGUUGACAGCUUUGAAGUCCACGAUGUGCGGCCGGAGCCCGCCGCUGCAGCCGAUCCAAUGACCGUUCCCCAGCGGCGAUUGGCCGGGCUCUGGCCGUGGCUGCUCAUAGCGGCCCUGCAGGUGGUGUUCGGCCAGACGGGCCUGGAGCUGGCGGCGGCCGUAGAAACGGAGCGCUCGGCCCCAAGGGCUGUCAUCAAGGUGACACUGCUGAGACACGAGCCCACUGGGAAGCCCAUCACUCUGGAAGGGCUGUUCGUCGGAGGGAGCGCCGGUUCUGCAGAGGGGAAGCUCAUGCAGUCUCACCCUCUGUCCCUGUGCAACACCAGUGAAGAUGAGCGCCAGGAGUCUGACUUCAUCAGCAUCGUCAAGCUGGAAAGCCCGGAGCGCAAGGUGCCUCAGUGUCUGCCCCUGCUCAAAAAGGCUCGCCUGGCACUGGAGAGAGGUGCUCAGGCUGUCAUCUUCGAUGUCACCGACGACAACGACGCUGCUCUCGAGCUGCAUGAGUCUGACUCCCUGCCGCUUCCGGUGGUGCUGGUGAAGGCUGAGGAUGCUGAGGAGCUGAUGGGACUGGUUAACAAGAACGAGGAGGCUAGAGUCCGCAUCGACAUCAAAAAAGAGGACCCAAAAUGGCCCCACUAUGAUGUUGGUAUCUUGCUCACUAUAGUCCUGGCUAUUCUGGCCAUCGUUUUGAUCUUUGCCUUCCGGUACCGAUGCAAGUCCAACAGAACCUGGGACUCAGUCCAUCAGCAGACCAUGCGAGCCAUCAGUCGUCUGGAGACGCGAAUGUACAGCUCUCAGGGCUGCGGGGGCUCACAGCGCCACCGUGGGGGCUGGGGGUCUAAUAGCAGCUCCAACUCCAGCCCCGUCUGUGCCAUCUGUCUGGAGGAGUUCCUGGAUGGACAGGACCUGAGGAUCAUCUCGUGUGCUCAUGAGUUCCAUAAGGAGUGUGUGGACCCCUGGUUGCUGCAGCACCGCACCUGUCCUCUCUGCAUGCACAACAUCAUGGGUACAGAGCUGUCACGUCAGCCCCAGAGGAGCAGACUGCAGCAGACCCCCGAGCACAGCCAGGGUUUCCUGCACGCCCACCCCUACCCCCACGCCUUCCCCCAGCAUCCCAUCCCCUUCUCCAUGAGGCCUCACUACCCCCGUGGCCCCUCCGGCCCCUACCCCUCCCUGGGCCACUACAGCAGCUCCCCACCCCUGGACCCCCAGACCCUCCGCUUCCUCCCUAGCUGGCCUCUUGGCUCCGGCUGUGGAUACAUCCACCCUACAGAGGGCCCCGGGAGGCCUCACAAGGCCGGGAGCAGCUGCAGGACGGCAGGUCACCCUCUGGGGUCCCACUACGGCCCCGGGUCCCACCGCUCCUGUCACGCCUACCGCUCUGGCUGCCCCGCCCAGCGCAGCAACUCCAGUUCCAGGCUCCACCACACCCCCUCCUUUGCUCCCCGCGCUUCUGAAGGGGGGGCCCACAGCCGGGGGGGCGAGGGAGGCAGCUGCUCUGGGGGGAGCUACCGGACGGAGCGCAGUGGCUACCUGGCAGACGGGCCGGCCAGUGACUCCAGCUCUGGCCCCUGUCACGGUUCAUCCAGUGACUCGGUGCUCAACUGUACCGACGUGUCCCUGCAGGGUGUGUACGGUAGCUGGUCCACGUUCCGCAGCUCCUUGAGCAGUGACUAUGAUCCGUUUGUGUACUAUGGACCGGGUUUGGGACGGACAGGCCGCAGGGACAGCAUGGAGGCAGGGGCCCAGAGACCAAGGUCCCUGGACUCAGUGAUGAACAGAGACAGAGGACGAGGGAGCCCUGAGGAGCAGCCGCAGGCUGUGUUUAGCCACGUCCACUACCACCGCCACAGACACCACCACUAUGGAGAGGACGGGGAGCGGGAGCACGCCCAGGGACAGGGGCCAGGCAGGGGGUCAGACCAGGAGCAGGGGGCUGCUGUUGCUAUUGGCUCUGGUUCUGGUUCUCCCCCGGCUCUGGACAAGGACUUCCCAGUGUGCCCUCUGAAGCACAGCCCCUGUCAGUGCCCUAAGGCAGAACACACAGACAGUAGGGAGGCCCACUGCCACGGGAUAGAGGGCCAGGACCAUGAGCUUAGCCUCAGCCCCCCGUCAGGCCCCCUGCCUGUCCUGGUAGCACCAGCACCCUUAGUAGCCCCAGUCCCCUGCUGCCACCAGGACCACGGCCAUGGAGGCCACCCCCACCGGAGGGCAGACCGGCUCGGCGGCUGCGUCCUCGACGGCCCCUCGGUGCUCUUCCACCAGAGCCUGGAACUGCAGGACGACUGUAGCAUCCACAUUCACUACGGCCAGGGCCCCAGCUACUGCUGCCCCCCGCCUGACCUGCCUGUGCCUGUGCCUUUCAUUCUGGACUCUGGGGGCAUGGGGGCCCUAGGGGGCCUAGAGGACUGGCCCUGCUGUGGAGGGCCCCACCAUGUAGUGUGGCAGAAGCGGGUGCAGCAGGCCCACUCUGAGCCCCAGUUGCUGGGGCCAGGGCUGAGGGGCCCUAUGGACAGACCCCCACCCCCAUGCAGCAAGCGCCACCACGGUCACCACAGCCCAGCGCACGACCGCAACACAGACUUUUGUUUAUACUGCCAAACAUUACACAACAAUCAGGGAUCAGAGGAGGAGUCCGGUGUGUGAUAACUAACUAACUCGAAAGGUGCAUCCCCAAACUCACGCUGCUACGUACACAGGAGCCGGAAUGGACAAACAUGUUAUCGGCGGCCAUCUUUCUCAAGUCUUCCAAAUAAUUCCACAUGAAAUACCUGCAUUCAAACUACACUUCCCAGAAUCCCCCAGUCAGUGCUGAGUUACAUCUGUCAACAGAGAUCAAAAUGUGUUAGAUUAUGAUUAUUUUGAACAUUUGUUUCUUUUGACCAUCAAAUCAAUGAAAACACAAGUCAAGUAGAGACCUGAAAUUGCUCAUAUUCAUUGUUGAAUUCAAGUAUGUCAAUGUGUUUGAUUAGAUUUUUGUUGUCGCUAAGUGGUGUACUUGUUUCAAGAUGGAGACUGACUGGGAGAUGCUGGGAAAACAACUCCUACAUCACAAAGGGGAAAUUUGUUUUAUUCUCUUCUGCCUUGUUGUUGUUUUGUUUUGUAAAUUACACGAAGAAUUCAAUACCGACAUGAUAUUACAAGUUCCCAGUUUGACUUAUUGACCGCUAGGAAUUCUCACUGCUCAGGACUUGAGCCUCGAUUCACAGCACGAAACUCCCCUACUAUUUCUCUCAGUAGAAAUCACAUGGACAAAUUGGAUAUCUAAUUCCUUGAGUGGUUAAGUACUUAAUCGAUUAUAUUAUGAGGUACUACUCAGUAAUACGUGAUUUUCCCUCUUUACCCCCAUAGAUGCUCAGUUAGAGGUUUCUUGCUCUUUCCAGCCUGCCUCAAAUCAGAUUCAGAAAUGUGUUCCAGUGGCAUGGGUAUCGCAAAGGUACUCAGAGCUAUAGAAAAGAGCCUAGAAGCUUCUCUCUGGGCAACCUGCCCCAUUGGGGGAAAACAGUUAUUUUCUUAGCUGGCCUUACAAGCAGUGUGCAUCCUGAGAGGUCACUAGAGGCUAGCAUGGGGACUUGUGUUGGUUAAUUCAAUAAUGGCAGCUGCUUCCAUCACAUUUAGUUUGCUUUGUGUUUCGGUAAAAAAAUGUAGUCUGUAAUUUUGAACCAGAUUCACUGAAAUGUGUUAUUAUUACGAGCUAUUUUAGUUUUGCUCAUGUCAUUUCUCAUGUUGCCAGUGGUUACUUAUUAUGUUUGAUCUGAGUGCUGAUUUGGUGGCCAGUGAAGGAGGGAGGGGUCCACCAGACAGAUCUGGGUUCAAACUGUAUUUGACAUCUUUCAAAUACUGUAGCUGUGCUUGAUUAAGCUUGCCUGGCUCAAUGGGACCAAUGUAAUCUUCCCAAAAGUGCAAACCCCACCUAUCUGGCAUGUACUCCAGUCAGGCUAAAAUAUGCAAAUGCUCCAAGUAUGUGAACAAUUUCAAAUACUAUUUGAACCCUGGUAGGUCAGCCUUCAGAAAAUCACACAGUGUGAGUGAAACUUCGCUCGGCUCAGGAAGGACAUCCGCCAUGUCUCCUGCUCUUCACCCCUGACCUCUAAUCACAUGUCCUAGUACACGACCCAAUCAAUGUCGACCUGCAAGGAUAUUCUCUCCCUUCCAUUUCCCAAAUACCAGCAGCUAAAGCUCAGCAAGGGUGCUCUUAUCUUGGAACAUUGCAGCAAAAUAUGAUAUACAGUGCAUUCGGAAAGUAUUCAGACCCCUUGACUUUUUCCACAUUUUGUUACGUUACAGCCUUAUUCUAAAAUUGAUUAAAUAACAAUUGUUCCUCAUCAAUCUACACACAAUACCGCAU